AAACAAAAAAAAACGCGCGCUCGAUCGAUCUCAAAGACAUGGCGGCAAUGGUGAAACCGUUUCAGCUCCUGGAAAUUAACAUAAUAUCCGCGCAGGAUCUGGAGCAGGAGUCCAAAAAAAUGCGGACCUACGCCACCGUCUGCCUGAAUCCGACGCGGCGGCUCACCACCGCCGUGGACUACGACGGAUGCAACAACCCCACGUGGAACGACAAGUUCGUGUUCCGCGUCGACGACGAGUUCCUCCAGCGGGACACCUCCGCCGUCCAAAUUGAGAUCUUCUCCGUCCGCUGGUUCCGCGACUCUCUCGUCGGGACUGUCCGUUUUCUCGUCGGUAAUCUCUUCCCUCCACCGCCCGCUCGGGGCCACCGUCAAAAUUUUGGCAUGCGUUUCGUAGCCCUUCAGGUUCGGCGGCAAUCCGGGCGUCCACAAGGGAUCCUGAACAUCGGCGUGGCAUUACUGGACAGCUCCAUGAGGAGCAUGCCAUUGUACAGACAGAUGAGCAUGUCAGCCGUCGGAUUCCGAGAUCUCCUUAUGGACGACCACCUCCACCACCCCAACAACCACGCCGCCGCCGCCCACCCGCCUCUACUCCGCCGCAUGAAAAGCGAGCGCAGCACCCUGGUGUCCUACGACGACAUCUCCCUCAACAACAGCUCUCUGGUCGCGAUCCCAAAGCCUAGGGCCGCCGCCGCUGCUGCGGAGAAGGAAAGCUCCAUCCUCAGCAUCUCCUUCGAGCCGCCGCCGCCGCCGCCUCCCCCGCUCCGGACCAAGAAGGUGGGGAAGGCCAGCUCCGUCAUCAGCGGCGCCGAGCUUCGGGAAGACAUGACGGCUAAGAACAAGCGCAAGAACGGCAAGGCGAAUUCGGUUUUGAGCGAUUCCGUUAGAGAGUCGCAUCAUCAUCACAACGAGAAGAUGAUUGAGGCGAGGGAUAGCGAGAAGAAGGCUGUUGUUGUCAGCGAGAGGCCCAACGGGCCAGGAGUGGACAGCAAUAGGCCCAAUCAGACGAGCCCGAUUUCGAAGCCCAACAUCGCGGGGCAUUACGGGAGGCCGUGGAAGGGGAACUCGAUGCUGUCAGACUCGGAGGUGGGUCCGUCGCCGUCAGAAGUGGCGGCGGCGAUGGCGGAGCGGAGGUACCCGUUGGAGGCGGCGGCGGCGGAAGGAAGCUCGGUGCUGGACGGGUGGAGCGCGGAUGAGAGCGUGGAGGGGCUACGGUCGAAGCUGGAGCGGUGGCGGGCGGAGCUGCCGCCUCUGUACGAUCGGGGGUAUGCCAGCAGCAGCUUCCAGUCGAGCAGUUACCACAUGCGGCGGCACACAGAGGGCGGCGAAAGGGACGGUAGGUUUUCCUGCUUCGGAAACAUCUUCGGGUACGAAUGCGAGUGCGUUUGUGGGCAGCCUCCGCCCCAGAAGACCAGGAACUACUUGUACAAAAGCCCAUCAGUCGGUAGUUUCCUCUAAAUGGAUGGAUAUGGGCUUAUAC
This is a messenger RNA of Cuscuta campestris, 1479 nucleotides long. The record is from the annotation of a GenBank genome assembly. Lineage: Eukaryota; Viridiplantae; Streptophyta; Magnoliopsida; Solanales; Convolvulaceae.